AUGGGGAACAGCAAGAGCGGGGCGCUGUCCAAGGAGAUCCUGGAGGACCUGCAGCUGAACACCAAGUUCACGGAGGAGGAGCUGUGCACCUGGUACCAGUCCUUCCUGAAGGAGUGCCCCAGCGGCCGCAUCACCCGGCAGGAGUUCGAGAGCAUCUACGCCAAGUUCUUCCCCGACGCCGACCCCAAGGCCUAUGCCCAGCACGUGUUCCGCAGCUUCGACGCCAACAGCGAUGGCACGCUGGACUUCAAGGAGUACGUGAUCGCCCUGCACAUGACCACGGCGGGCAAGCCCAGCCAGAAGCUGGAGUGGGCCUUCUCCCUGUACGACGUGGACGGCAACGGCACCAUCAGCAAGAACGAAGUGCUGGAGAUCGUCAUGGCUAUUUUCAAAAUGAUCAAUCCUGAGGACAUAAAGCACCUGCCAGAUGACGAGAACACGCCCGAGAAGCGGACUGAAAAGAUCUGGGGUUUCUUCGGAAAGAAGGACGAUGAUAAACUGACAGAGGAAGAAUUCAUUGAAGGAACCAUGGCCAAUAAGGAAAUCCUGCGACUGAUCCAGUUCGAGCCUCAAAAAGUGAAGGAAAGGAUAAAAGAAAAGAAGCAAUGA
Lepus europaeus (European hare) is the source of this 609-nucleotide messenger RNA. It is a transcript of the gene RCVRN, whose product is annotated as recoverin. Gene Ontology annotation, molecular function: calcium ion binding. The record is from RefSeq and is a predicted model, not a curated record. The coding region runs from base 1 to 609 and encodes 202 amino acids. The transcript is spliced from 3 exons. NCBI's taxonomy places the organism in Eukaryota, Metazoa, Chordata, Mammalia, Lagomorpha, Leporidae.